Clupea harengus (Atlantic herring) is the source of this 1507-nucleotide messenger RNA. It is a transcript of the gene gem, whose product is annotated as GTP binding protein overexpressed in skeletal muscle. Gene Ontology annotation, cellular component: plasma membrane. Gene Ontology annotation, molecular function: GTP binding; GTPase activity; calcium channel regulator activity. Lineage: Eukaryota; Metazoa; Chordata; Actinopteri; Clupeiformes; Clupeidae. Gene Ontology annotation, biological process: negative regulation of high voltage-gated calcium channel activity. The record is from RefSeq and is a predicted model, not a curated record.
UUUUUUUUUUAACAAACCUGUCUUUUGAGGAAUAAUUGAGGUGGUGGCUUUAUUUACAGUCUGGAAACAAAAAUCCUAAAAUUCCAAAAUCCAAUUCGGAUUUCCUAGACGGAAGUCCGCCUUUAGAUACACUACUAAGAUCUUUGACGUCAAGGAAACCCUCGCCGACUCCAAGUCCUUAAUAUAGGCUAUACUAACCACAGUGCAAGCCAACGGUUAAAGCACAUUACUGACACACACACACACACACACACACACACAGAUAGAGAGGGAGAGAGAGAGUAGGCGUUGUGAGGAUUAUCAUGGCAAAAAUCUGGAUCACUGAAACGCUUGAACAGUCGUGGUUGACACACGGCGAGGGAACUUUAGAGGUGUCCUGAACUCCUGCAGACCUACCUGGAGUGGAUUUUUUUUUAACUGCACAAUUUUAUAGAAUGAGGUCCUAUUCAAGACAUGCAUUACUGUGAAAGCGUAGUUCUGCCAUACUUUGUAAAUUGUUAGGAUUUCAUUUCAAUUAAUUUAGACCCCGAAAAGUUAGUUUUUCCCGACAUGACUUUGCUAGCUAAUAUGCGGCGACACAGUCUACGCAUGCAACAGCAGUUGCACCGGUGGAGUAUCUGCGUACCGGAUGGAAGUCACUUGCUGGGAGAUGGCCUAAUGGGAUGCGAAGACGACGUUACGCGUGUAGGAACAGACGAAGACGAGAAGUACAGAAAGCGCUGGAGUUCAAUAUCCACCGACUCUGGUAUCUCGUCAGAGUCAUCAAGCACUCCGGCUUUCACCGUGGUGAUGUUUGGCGACCCGGGCGUGGGAAAGACUGCUCUCGCAGGCAUUUUUGCCGGUGCGACGGACAGUCUUGAUAUUGACAGUGAGAUGUUUGUUGAAGAGGUGUGUGAGAGAACGGUACUAGUUGAUGGAGAAAGUGCUACAGUGACACUGGUGGACUCGUGCAAUUCUCUGGGAGAAGCCAGGUCUCGGGUCUCCUCUGUGGAUGCAUUCCUGUUGGUGUACUCCAUCACAGACCGUGCCUCUUUUGAGCGCGCAGCUGAGUUGCGCAUCCAGAUCCGACAGACACAUGCCCAUGCCAACACACCCAUCAUCCUUGUCGGCAACAAGUGUGACCUGGUCCGGUGCAGGGAGGUGCCCAUCAGUCAGGCGCGUGUGUGUGCCGUGGUGUUUGACUGUAAACUGGUGGAGACGUCUGCCCUCAUGCAACACAAUGUCUGGCUUCUGUUUGACGGCGUCGUCAGGCAACUGCGCCUCCAUGGAAACAGCAGCGAGGGCUCCUCCCACCGGAAGGGGAGUGUUCCGCAGCGAGCCAAACACUUCAUACACACUCUCGCCGCCAAAAGGAAUACCCGCGCAGCAUACACACUCAAGUCCAAAUCCUGUCAUGACCUGUCUGUCCUCUAGACCCUUUGGAUUUAUCGUUGUGUGUAAAUGUGUGUGUGUGUGUCUGUGUGUGUGUCUGUGUGUGUGUCUGUAUAUGUGUGUGUGUGUGAGUGUG